UUACUUUCGUUUUCUUGCAUUUUCAGUUUUCUUUCAAGAAAUGAGAAUCAUCAAUACUAAUUAUACUUGCUUGAUAUUAUGAAUACUCGAAAGAGCAGACAAUUAAUUAUAGCUUUAAUAGCUUACAGAGGUUUUGAAGACAAUGAGAUCAGGUGAGCAUUGUGCCCCUUGAGCCUCUUGUUAACAUAUUUUGGAAAAGUACAACCACUAGACCAUACUUGCAGGACUUGACAUGGCAAGCAAUCAGGGACUAAAUGUCAACAGAGAAAAUGCUGAAAGAACUGAAGUAGAGCUCAUGAAAUUUUUGGAAGACCACAUUCAUGCUGGGACAAAUAAUUUACAGAAAACAAAAUUAUACUUAAAACAACAUAUACCAUCCAAUGUGAGUUCAAUCACUGAGAUUUUUGAUAUUCUUAAGUCAAAAGGACUAAUAUCUCUUGGAAACUAUAAAUUUCUUAGUGAUGUAAUCCAGAAAAUUGAUGUAAGAGCUUCUCAGGAGAUUAAGAAUUUUGAGAGGAGGAUCCAAGCAGAGAUGGGAGGUGGAACUGCUGGACCUAGACAUAUAUCUGCAAAUAGUGCUGCUGCAAGAUGUACAACUGAUGAAUAUAAGCUGGAUAUGCUGUUUGACUUCCUUUCAAGAAAGCUUCCACCUAACGACAUGUUGAUUUUUUCUACUCAUCUGGAUGGAUCCCAAAUGGCACAAACAGCACAUUCCCUUAGAAAUCCUUCAGAUACAUACUUCAGGAUCCUUCACAACUGGAAAUGUAAAACACCCUCCACUGACCAUAGGUCCAAAUUAAGGGAGAUUUUUUCCUCAAUGGAGAGGCAAGACUUGGUGGAGGAGGUGGAUAAUUUUUCUCUAAACCACUAUCAAUACUCUGGACCAGUGGUUGAACCAAUGACUCGAUUAACUAUACUUGACCUGAGUGAAUUGGCCAAUAAUCUAGCUACCAGAUAUUACCAUGUUGUACGCUUUCUCGGUGCAAGGCAACGUAGUAUAGAUCAAAUCGAGGCAGAUCAUUCUAAUGCUAUCAGAGAACAGAUUUAUCAAGUAUUACUAGCAAUGAUUAGAGCUAGACCUGACCUGACCAGACAAGAUGUUUGUGAUGCUUUAUUUUAUGCUGAUCAUGUAGAUGUUAUUGAUAUUCUUAAUUCCAAAUGGAGACUUGGAAGUUGAAAAUUUUUGAUGUAAUAUUAAGUGUGAAAGAAGUAUUAUGGUAACCUCAUAUCUUCAUUUUUUUCUUCCCUUUUUAGCUCUACUGGUCAGAGACCAGAAUAGCUUAUGCCAUAGUAAGGUGAGUGUUGUCUAUCUUGCUCGGUUUAACAAGACUUUGUAUUCUCUACAUGUUCUGAACAGGUAAUUCCAUGGUAAUGAAGAUGGCAAUUUGAGAAGACUUUA
Saccostrea cuccullata (small rock oyster) is the source of this 1399-nucleotide messenger RNA. RefSeq lists its product as uncharacterized. Bases 233 to 1177 code for a protein of 314 amino acids. The transcript has 4 exons. Gene Ontology annotation, biological process: signal transduction. Gene Ontology annotation, molecular function: protein binding. The record is from RefSeq and is a predicted model, not a curated record. Lineage: Eukaryota; Metazoa; Mollusca; Bivalvia; Ostreida; Ostreidae.